This is a messenger RNA of Nicotiana tabacum (common tobacco), 690 nucleotides long. RefSeq lists its product as uncharacterized. The record is from RefSeq and is a predicted model, not a curated record. NCBI's taxonomy places the organism in Eukaryota, Viridiplantae, Streptophyta, Magnoliopsida, Solanales, Solanaceae.
AUGGCGAACAACAAACUUGAAUAUAUACCAUUGGUAGAGGUGGAUGGCGAAGCGGAACAAUUUGAUGAAAUGCCAAAAGUUUCACAACAAAACCGCCGAGGCCGUGGGCAACAAGACAAUGUGCCUCCACCUCCCUCACCUCCACCACCACCACAACCACAAGCGUUUAUGGAAUAUCUUGUUACUAAGAAGAGGUCGAUGAACUUUGAAACGAUCAAGGUCACUCAUCAAGUGAGUGCAAUUGUCCAUUCCAUGGCUCUUAAGUUGGAAGAUCCCGUCGCUUUAACCAUUGCGUGUACUAUUGGAAGUGUCGAUUUUUCUAAAGCUCUUUGUGGUCUUGGGGUAAGUAUCAAUUUGAUGCUCUAUUUGGUGCUCAAAACUUUAGGGAUUGGGAAAUCAAGACCUAUAUCUAUGAGGUUGCAAAUAGUUGAUCGUACGAUAAAAAAACCGUUGGGUGUGGUUGAAGAUGUAUUGGUCCGAGUUGAUAAAUUUAUUCUCCCGGCAGACUUUGUUAUUGUUGAUUGUGAAGUUGAUUAUGAAGUGCCUAUAAUUCUUGGGAGGCCUUUCCUUGCUACAGGUAAGGCCUUUUGUGAUGUUGAAGCCGGAAAACUCACUUUCCGGGUUGAUGAUGAACAAGUGGUAUUUCAUAUGUGCAAGUUUAUGCGCCAACCAAAUAGCAGUGAGGUGUGA